CCUGGGGGGAGGUGGUGGGAGGCACAUCUGCACUGCAAAUAAAAGCAAUAAUUACAACCAACAACUAAACAGCAACAGCAAAGUAACAGCUAAGAAAAAAAAGCAAACCACUUUCAAUCAAGGAUUUUGGAAAUCAGAGAUCACAGAAAUUGUGCUAUUAACAAGGAGGAGGGAAAAUAAGAGAGAGAGAGAGAGAGAGGCAAGAAAUCCAGAGACCAUGGGCCAGCCUGGCUUCCUAGCGUGUACUUUCUGUUCUCUCUCCUUUUUCCCAAGGUAAUUGCAGUCUGCCGAGAGGGAGUUAAAUGGGAUUAAAAGAUCUGUGUAAGCAAAAGGACCCAGAAGAGAAGGAGGAAGGAGUGAGCCGUCCGGGCCAGGGGGUGUCUUUGACACGGCUGAGCCCCUUAGAGAGGCAGAGAGCUGAGCUCCUGGGAAGGAUGUACCCACAAACCAGCCUGUCCCCCCUUUUCUGAUGGAUUGCCGCAAAAAUUGCCCGAAAGAGACAAUGCACUAAACGUGAUGGAGCCGGAAUCAGAGCCGGUCUCCAGACUCAGAGCUACAGCAGCAGGCAGGGGUUGUAGGGGAUUCUGCUUUCUCUGGACUGUGUUAUGUUUUACCUGGUUCCUGGGAUUCACACAGGGAAAUUCUGAAGAUGUGGAUGUUCUUCAAAGACUUGGCCUGGCAGGGAAAAGGCCAUCGAGUGGAUGGUCCUCAUCACGUCCAGUUCCUCAAGGAGUCAUUCCUUUCAAAUCAGGGGUCAUCUUCACGCAGCGAGCACGUAUCGAAGCCCCGCUCAGCGCCAUCCUCCCUGCGGGCUCCAGCACCAACCUGCUGCUGGUGCUGAGCCUCUGCUCCCACCGCAUCAACAAUGCUUUUCUCUUUGCUGUCAAGAGCAAGAAGAAGAAACUGCAGCUGGGGGUCCAGUUUGUGCCUGGGAAGAUCAUCGUGUACGUGGGGCACAGGCGCUCUGUGUACUUCGACUACAACGUGCACGACGGGCAGUGGCACAAUGUGGCCAUCCAGAUCCGCGGCCAGGCGGUCACUUUAUUCACUGCUUGCGGGAAGCGCAGAGUACAUGCGGACCUGCGUCUUAAAAAGGACGAGGCACUGGACCCACAGGGCUCUUUCCUCUUUGGGAAGAUAAACCAGCACUCUGUACAGUUUGAAGGAGCCAUCUGCCAGUUCGAUAUUUAUCCUUCUGCCAAGGCAGCUCAUCAUUACUGUAAAUACCUGAGAAAGCAGUGCAGGCAAGCAGAUACCUACAGGCCAAAGCUGCCUCCCCUCGUGCCCCUCCUGCCCAGGGAUCCCAGCGCCUCCCCGAGCUCCCCACAGCAUACAGAGCUCCCGCUGAAGGGUCUGAAAAACCUGACCACUGCUGCCCCAUCCUUGGAGUUUGGCAGGGUCACUGCACCUCUCAAGACUCGAGGGUCAGGUGCAGCAGUCAUCACAUUAGUACCAUCCCCACCAUCACUGCCAAGACUGACAACCAAAGCCACAAAGGUCACAGUGGCCCCAUCUCCUGUUCCAUCCAGUACUAUGACACAGCCACCCACCCCUUCUCCUCCUCGGGGGACAGUGACAACCCUCAGGGUGUCUCGACCCACUCCUAGCACACACAUGGAGAAAAGUCCCUUUCCCACUGCAAAAAAGGCCUCACCAACAAGCCAGAUCCCUACCACGGCCAGCAGGAAGGAGUCUAAGCAAGCCACCAAAAAGAAGAGCAACCAAAAACCCACCAUUGAGCCCUCUGAAGCACCCAAUACUGUAAAGCCAUUGAGGAGGAUGACUGAUAACACAACCAGCAAUGUCCACUUUGUCACCCUCAAGCAAACCCCACAGAGCCCCAGCAACAGGCCUGUUCCAAGGAAGAACAUGCCAGCCCCCACCAGGAAAGUGGAUCCUGGCUACGACCUUCUGAUGCACACCAAACAGCCCCUGGGAUCUGCCCGUCCCACCUCAAGGGCCAGGACACAGGCCUUCAACCUCACAACCCCAGCUGCAACUGAUGCCUAUCAGAUCUUUGACCUCCUUGGACCCACUCCAUUUCCAUUUCUACUUGGAUAUCCAGGAGUGAAAGGAGAGAGAGGACCUCAGGGUCCACCAGGUCUACCAGGCUUACCAGGACCACCUGGCAAGAGAGGUUCCCGGGGUCCUCCAGGUCCCCAUGGAAACCCUGGCUCACCUGGCCCCCCAGGUCUGAAGGGUCAGAAAGGUGAUCCUGGGCUGUCUCCUGGCAAAGCUCGCAAUGGACAGAAGGGAGAUGUGGGCUUACCUGGUUUGACUGGCUUCCCUGGACCACCUGGUAGGAAGGGAUAUAAAGGUUACCCUGGACCACCAGGUCACCCUGGAGACCAGGGCCAACGAGGACCAGAUGGAAGCCCAGGUGCCAAAGGUUAUCCUGGCAGGCAGGGUUUACCUGGCCCCAUAGGGGAAGCUGGUCCAAAAGGCACUCGGGGGUAUAUUGGUCUCCCAGGAUUGUUUGGUCUCCCAGGGGCUGAUGGAGAACGAGGGAUCCCUGGAGUUCCUGGGAAGAGGGGCAAGAUGGGUAGGCCGGGCUUUCCUGGUGAUUUUGGGGAACGAGGACCUCCAGGCAUUGAUGGGAACCCAGGAGAAUUGGGAGCCCCAGGUCCUCCUGGAGUCCUUGGACUCAUUGGUGACAUGGGCUCCGUUGGACCGAUUGGCUAUCCAGGACCAAAAGGCUUAAAGGGGCUGAUAGGAAACCCUGGAGAGCAUGGACUGAAAGGUGAUAAGGGUGAUCAGGGAGGAGCAGGUGUUCCAGGAGAUAUCGGCUUCCAAGGAGACAAGGGCAGCCAGGGUCUGCCUGGGGUCCCUGGGCCACGAGGGAAGCCAGGCCCCUUGGGAAAAGUCGGCGACAAAGGUCCUGUUGGGUUUCCAGGACCACCUGGCCCUGAGGGCUUCCCGGGUGACAUUGGCCCACCAGGAGAAAAUGGUCCUGAAGGCCUGAAGGGAAAGCCAGGAGCACGAGGUUUACCUGGCCCAAGAGGACUGCCUGGACAAGAGGGAGAUGAAGGACCCUUAGGACCACCAGGAGUCCCUGGCCCAGAGGGGCGAUCUGGCCGCAAGGGAUUUGCAGGAAGACCUGGUCCAGAUGGUCUGAAGGGUGAGCCAGGAAACCGUGGCCGACCGGGGAAAGUUGGUGAGCAGGGUCUCAUGGGGUUCAUUGGUCCUGUAGGGGAGCCCGGGAUAGCAGGAGAGAAGGGUGACCGUGGCUCGGUGGGACCUCCAGGCCCUCCAGGAGUCAAGGGGUCGAUGGGGCACCCAGGGAUACCAGGAGGAGUAGGUUUUCCUGGGAUCCCUGGACCAACAGGUCCGGCAGGAGUCCGUGGUGCACCAGGGAUCAGAGGGGUGAAAGGCCGCAGGGGUGCCAGAGGGCCUGAUGGACCAGUAGGUGAGCCAGGAUCACGAGGUGUCAAGGGUCGACCAGGGGAGCCAGGCAAGCUGGGGCCAAACGGGCUGCAGGGCAAGCUGGGCGAGCCCGGGGAGACAGGAGCGCGAGGCUUCCCGGGUAUCCAAGGACCUUCUGGACCUCCGGGAGCAAAAGGGGCUCCAGGCGACCCGGGUCCACAAGGACCACAGGGACCACCUGGACCUUUAGGAGAAAUUGGGCAUAAGGGACCACCCGGCUCAAUAGGACAACCUGGCCCUGCAGGUGAACCUGGCAUGAAGGGUGAUCCUGGCCAGCUGGGGGUCCCUGGAGAGCAAGGCCUCAUUGGCCAAAGAGGAGAAUCAGGGCUGGAAGGGGACAAUGGACCACCUGGGCCAGAUGGUGCCAAGGGAGACAAAGGAGAGCAAGGCAUGGAAGGAGAGAAAGGAGAGAAAGGCCACGAAGGACUGAAGGGGAAGGAAGGGCCUCCAGGCUAUCCCGGCAUCACAGGUGUCCGAGGACCAGAAGGGAAACCAGGAAAACAGGGGGAAAAAGGCAGGCCUGGCCAGAAGGGCAGCAAGGGCUACCAGGGGCAGCUCGGCGAGAUGGGAUCUCCAGGGAAGGCAGGGCCCAAGGGGAACCAAGGCCCUAAAGGAUCCCGAGGUACCCUGGGACCUAUGGGUGCUCCAGGAAGGAUGGGUGCUCAAGGGGAUCCCGGCUUAAAGGGUUACCAGGGACAUGCAGGACCACCAGGGCCAAUCGGACCACCAGGACCAAAGGGGGAAAAGGGACAACAAGGUGAUGAUGGGAAGGUAGAAGGCCCACAGGGACCACCUGGAGACAGAGGCCCUGUUGGUGACAGAGGAGAUCGAGGGGAGCCUGGAGACCCUGGUUAUCCUGGUCAAGAAGGGCUUGAUGGAGAAAGAGGAAAACCUGGACAGCAAGGCUUACCUGGGCAUCCUGGACCACCAGGCCAGCCAGGAGCAAAGGGAUCCAAAGGUGAUGUGGGUCAAAAAGGAAAGCAAGGAGCCAGGGGCAAUGCAGGGAGCAGAGGCUCACCGGGCAUCCUUGGGCUCCCAGGUCCUCGAGGAGUGGUAGGAAGACAGGGUCAAGAGGGUGCCCCUGGAGUGGACGGAGUGCCUGGGAAGGACGGCACGCCUGGGGUGCUGGGAGAGCAGGGUGAUGAUGGGGAAGAAGGUGUGACAGGGAUGUCAGGCAAAAGAGGGAACCCUGGCAUACCAGGACUCCCUGGAGCACAGGGACCACCAGGAUUCAAGGGUGAAAGAGGAUUGCCUGGACAGAGUGGCCAAACAGGGAAGAGAGGAUCCUCAGGAGGAACAGGCCUUCCAGGGAGCCCUGGCGAGCCGGGACCCAAAGGACAGCCGGGGGACUUUGGUGAGGCAGGAUUUCCAGGGACCAUGGGCCUGUUUGGGCCAAAGGGCCCCCCAGGAGACCUUGGUUUCAAGGGCAUUCAGGGACCACGUGGACCACCUGGUCUCAUGGGAAAAGAAGGGAUUAUUGGUCCACUUGGCAUUCCAGGUCCCACGGGAAGCCCAGGGCCCAAGGGAGACAAAGGCAGCCGUGGAGAAAUGGGUCUGCAAGGACCAAGGGGUCCUCCAGGCCCACGAGGACACCCUGGCCCUCCGGGAGCGCCGGGAAUUGCAGCCUCCUUUCAACAAGAUGGCUUUGGGGCAGCUUUCCAGACGCUUAUCGACUCAAACAUCGCGCUCAAGACAGAGGGUUACCAACAUCCAGACCUUCUCAUGCUGGACCAUGGAGGGGAGAUCUUUAAGACUCUACACUACCUCAGCAACCUCAUUCAGAGCAUCAAAAGACCCCUGGGAACCAAGGAAAACCCUGCACGCAUCUGUCGAGACCUCAUGAACUGUGAACAGAAGAUGAACGAUGGUACCUACUGGAUUGACCCAAAUCUUGGCUGUUCUUCAGACACCAUAAAGGUCAUCUGUAACUUCACCAACGGAGGGCAGACCUGUCUGAGCCCCAUCACCGUCUCCAAGCUGGAUUUUGACAUCGGCAGAGUCCAGAUGAACUUCCUGCGGCUGCUGAGCUCGGAGGUGGUGCAGCACAUCACCAUCCACUGCCUCAACACCUCUGUCUGGCGGGAGGGCUCAGCGGAGAGGCCGUCGGACAAAGCCCUGCGCUUCAAGGCCUGGAACGGGCAGGUGUUCGCGGCAGAUGGGCAGCUCAGGCCUGAAGUGGCAGCUGAUGAUUGCAAGAUCAAGGACGGACGCUGGCAUCGGACUCUCUUUUCAUUCCGGACACAGGACCCCCAGCAGCUGCCAAUUGUCAACAUCUACAACCUGCCCCCAUCCGAGCCAGGAAAGCAAUACCACCUCGAGGCUCUCCCACCUCUCUGCCACAAGGACAGCUGGGCUGUAUCUUCUGGGUCAACUCUUGCUCUAGCCCUCGGCUCCAGGGCUCCAGCAACCCGUGAUCUACUGAACUCAGCAGAUUGCUGGAAGGACUAACAAGGACGUGGGGGAAGCAGGUAUCUGGACGUGAGGAAGCAAGGGAUCAGGGGACUAAGGUUGCAGCAGUGCCACACACGAAGCUCGUUCGCGACCAAAGAAAAGAUGGAGAGAAGCCUCAAGCGACAUGCGGUGUGUGGUUGCUUGGGGCUGGUUUUCCCCCCCCACCCCCUCCCCAUUUUGUCUUACCUGGUUCCUGAGUUACCAAAUGUUCUUUCCCUUCAAAAAGCAAUUAAAGGAUAGAGCUUCCCUCUCAGAGCUUGUUGCCUUCUGGAUGGCCACGUGCUGCAUCAGGUCUCCCAGGUGGAGCUGCAAGUUGGAUCUGGCUGCUCUGUGUACCGGAAGCAUUUUGAUGUGCAAUACUAGAAGAGACAAAAUAUAUAUAUUAUAUUAUUUAAAGCAAACAAAAAAAGAACUUUAAAAAAAAAGCAAAAGAUUUAAAAAGAAAGGGGAAAAAAAAAGAAAAAUAAGAAAAAAAAAAAAAGAGAGAGAAAAAAAGGAAGAAGCAAACAAAGUUCCUCCUUCCAUGGGUGAGCUUCAUCAGUGUCCCUUCUCAUGUGUAGAAGUGGGGUAGGAGAGAGUCCUGAAGCCAAGAGAGGAGAAUGGAAGGAGGAGGAGGGGAAGAGAUUGGUGCUAAAAUAGAGAGAGAGAGAGAGGAUGGGCUUGUCUGAUUUGUUUCUACCUCUCACUGUGAAAUCUCUGGUGCUCUUUAAAAGAAAGUGUAUUAUUUUAUAUAUAUGACUUUAAACUAUUUAAGGAUGUGAAGGUGCUACAGUGUCUCACCACAGACCCAGAAAAAAGGAAAGGAGAAAAAAAAAAAAAGCCCACAGGAUCAUGUCUCUAGGAAGAGAUGAGGUCACAACCUUCAGCUAAAUCAGAGGAACAGCCACCUUUAAAAGGGAUCCUUUAUUCACCGCGGAUGCCAGUGGUGUGCAACGACCCCAACCGUGUCCGCGAUCACCUUCGGGAUGUUUUAAAAAGCCAAUCUGAGUUGUCGCUGUUGCUGUUGUUGCUAACCAGCACUUCACUGCUUUGGGAGGGGAGUGAGUGAUAGAGCUCAUCUGGAAGCACUGAGCCUCAGAGAGAGCUAUUGCGGAGUCAGUUUGCCGUGUCCGAGUUUGCUGCGGCCGCGCCUCCCUGCCGGCUCCGUCUGCGCGGCCGUUCCCUGGGCUAAGCUCCUAUUUAAACCCAGCUCUGCCACCCUUUCUGUCUGGCCCCUCCGUCAAGACUGACCUGGCAGGCUUAGAGGGGUUUGGUUUUGUUAAGUUUUGUAGAAAUUUAGUCUCUGUAUGUAAAUUUGGAGGAUUUUCUUUUUUUUUUUUAAAGAGGAUAAUUAUGGUAAUCUUGAAUUCUAUAUAAGGAAUAAUAUUGAUGUAAUCAGAGCUGUACUGUAUCAGAAAUGCUUCAGUGCCUGGUUGGAGUGUUCAUGUCUCAUAUAUGAGCUAUGGAUUUUAUUUUUUUGAGGAAAACAAAACAAACAAACAAAAAAAAAAGGAAAUGAUUAUCUGUGA
Molecule: messenger RNA, 7382 nt
Organism: Pogoniulus pusillus (Red-fronted tinkerbird)
Lineage: Eukaryota; Metazoa; Chordata; Aves; Piciformes; Lybiidae
Product: collagen alpha-1(XXVII) chain-like
Biological process (GO): extracellular matrix organization
Molecular function (GO): extracellular matrix structural constituent conferring tensile strength
Source: RefSeq, a predicted model, not a curated record